Messenger RNA from Sinocyclocheilus rhinocerous, 2128 nucleotides. RefSeq names its product solute carrier family 30 member 4 (gene slc30a4). Gene Ontology annotation, biological process: response to zinc ion; zinc ion transmembrane transport. The record is from RefSeq and is a predicted model, not a curated record. Gene Ontology annotation, cellular component: plasma membrane. Lineage: Eukaryota; Metazoa; Chordata; Actinopteri; Cypriniformes; Cyprinidae. Bases 370 to 1650 code for a protein of 426 amino acids. The transcript is spliced from 8 exons. Gene Ontology annotation, molecular function: zinc ion transmembrane transporter activity.
UGCAGCAGAUUUGGGACGAGCGCAGAGUGGACACGUUAACGUUAAACACUCUCUCCCUCACACACACAUACUCCGAGAUCCGCCUGAACACACACCGCGAUGGACGGAACCAGCGAACGGCAGAGUCUCGGAAGGUUGGUGCUCGUUUAUUCAUAAACCGGAGUGCGUGUUUUCGUUGAGUUUUCAGUGUGAACGGAACGGACUGAGCGCUAGCCGCUAGCGCGACUGACAGAGCGUCCAGAUCCGCAUCAGCGCGACUAGCGAUCAUCAGUCGCGUGCAGCUGUGUCACGUGACCUAGCCAGGUGUGUGCGCUGUGUUUCAGGUAACCUGGAGUGUUGAUGCUGUAGGGUCACUAGAGCUCCUCGCAGAUGUCUGGCUCGGGGCUGAUGGGUCGCGUGAGGUCGGCGUUCCGCAGGCAGCCGGACAGCUGGCACCUGAGCGACGCGGCGGCCUUCGACUUCUCCGACGAUCUGGAGGACGACGAGACGCCCAGGUUCAGCCAGCUGAAGGUGGUGGUGUCUGGAGAAGCGGACGAGAUUCCUGUGGCUUCACGCAAUGGCGCAGUGGUCAGCACACUGCUGGUGGACGACGACGACUCUCUGCUGGGCUCCUCGUCCAGUCUGGGGAGCCCCGGGGCCACACCGGACCCCUGCGACGGAUGCCGCAGGAACAGAGAGCGCGACAAGCGCAGGAGGGUGAUGAGGAAGCUGGGCGUCGCUGCGAUGCUCUACUUCCUGUUCAUGGUGGGCGAGCUGAUCGGUGGAUACGUGGCCAACAGUCUGGCCAUCAUGACGGAUGCGCUGCACAUGCUGACGGACCUCAUCGGGAUCGUGGUGUCGCUGCUGGCGCUCUGGCUCUCGGCCAAACCUCCCUCCUACAGAUUCACCUUCGGCCUCCACCGGCUCGAGGUUCUGUCCGCAGGAAUCAGCGUGCUGCUGAUCUAUAUUCUGACCGGUGUGCUGCUGAACGAGGCUGUGCAGAGAACCGUCCAUCAGGACUUCAACAUCGACGGAGACGUGAUGCUGAUCACAGCCGCGGUGGGCGUCGCCGUCAACCUGCUGAUGGGCUUCCUCCUCAAUCAGUCCGGUCAUCUUCAUUCACACGGCCACACCCACUCUCACGGGUCACCGGGGCGGGGUCAGGGUCAGCGGGGUCACGGCAGUCUGGCGGUGCGAGCGGCCUUCAUCCACGCUCUGGGUGAUCUGGUUCAGAGCGUCGGUGUGCUCAUCGCUGCAUACAUCGUCAGGUUUAAGCCGGAGUAUAAGCUGGCCGAUCCCAUUUGUACAUACCUGUUCUCCAUACUGGUGCUGUUCAGCACAAUCCAGAUCAUCAGAGACACCGGCAUCAUUCUGCUGGAGGGUGUUCCGCGUCAUGUGGACGUGUCUGGAAUCAGAGCUGAUCUGCUGAAGCUGCAGCAUGUGGAGUGUGUGGAGGAGCUGAAGCUCUGGGCGCUGACGGCUGAUAAAACCGCAGCCAUCGUUCACCUGCAGCUCGCGCCGGGGAUUGUGGGUAACUGGGAGGAAGUGCAGUCAAAUGCGAGGCGGCUGCUGACGAGGUCACACGGCGUGACACACUGCACGGUGCAGCUGCAGACGCACAGACAGGGGGCCCCACAGUCCUGCACACACUGCCUCACACCCAGUGCCUGAACACCGUCUGUCUCUUGCUGUCUCACACACACACACACACACACACCACACACUGACACACACUCACACACACACACACACACACUCACACAGAGGAUGAGAGAGAGAGAGACGGGGGACCCAGCAGGGUUUUAAUGAUUGUCUAGCAGCUUUUUCUAAAAUGAAUAUUGACCUCAUUUUGAUAAACCUUUAAUACUGUCGUGCACAGAGGAGAGGACCAGACCCGUUUGAUUUGUGUUUGUUUUGGGAGCCGUCUGUCACUGAGGAGCGCGGACAGAUGGAGGGACGCUUGUGUUUGUGCGUCUUGUGUGUUUUGCGUGAAUCUCAUGAAAACAUGUCCGGGUUGCAUGACAGUGACAACAUUAGAAGAAAAACAAACAUGUACUUGUUUUGCUUGAGCUGAAUGAAGCCUACUGUUUUUUUUUUGUUUUUUUGUUUUGCAGCUUGACAGUAUUUUAAUCACAGUUAAUUUUCAAUA